Photinus pyralis (common eastern firefly) is the source of this 940-nucleotide messenger RNA. RefSeq lists its product as uncharacterized. The coding region runs from base 247 to 924 and encodes 225 amino acids. The record is from RefSeq and is a predicted model, not a curated record. The transcript has 5 exons. NCBI's taxonomy places the organism in Eukaryota, Metazoa, Arthropoda, Insecta, Coleoptera, Lampyridae.
GACAACGACAUCUGCAUCUUGUUGGAUGUGUUAGAAUCUUUGAGGAAAGUUUCAAGUCUGCGUUCUAUAGUGCUUGAAGGAAAUCCCUGUUCUACGUGCAUUGCGUAUAAGGACGCGGUACUCUCCCUUCUUCCGCAAUUAACAUAUUUAGAUAACACACGGGUAGCCGACAAGGAUAGGGCCCCUUGCACAUUUAGUAACGAUGACCUCAUAAAUGGAACAUUAAUAUUCGCCUGUCAUAGGAUUAUGGGCCUCCCCGCCCCACCGAAGCAAAAAGGAAUACAACAUGCGUUUUAUUUGGAAGUGGCGUUACCGUUACUAGACCAAGCGGCCUGCAGUUCAAAAUCUCCCCCGGUUACUAAACCCCCCGAAGGUGUUAGCUAUAAGUCACACUACGAAAGACCAGACGAAUAUAAACGGGAAAAAGAAUUGAAUACGCCAGAGGCUUCAUUUAAAACGUCUCGCAAGGAGUGGGCAAAAAUAAUUCAAUUCCCCGAAGAAAGUAUAUCCGCCCCUUGCCCGGAACAAGAGUUGACGUUGAUUCGUGAUACAUUCAGAAGCAAAGUAAACGUGAAGGUCAUUUAUCUGAUGGUGCGCCCUCCCGUCGUACCGAAAGGUAAACCUCCCGCAACUCCUCCUCACGAGGAAAUAAUGAAGAAAAUCACAUUGGCCAAUGUUACCUGCGAACUUCGCGCUGUGAAUUGGAGCGAUAAAACCAUCGACUUCUACUGGGCCGAUCAUGAUGCCUGCCACCUGCAGGCCAUACCAGUAGAAGGCAGCCUUAGGUCGAUUACUUACGUGGAAGGUAAACCGCCAGCGAAAGCUCGAGCUGUGGACGAUGCCAACGUGGAAUACCUUCCAAGUGUGUUAACCGUACAGGUCGGUUUUGGAUUAAAGCGUUUAGAAUCGAAUGCACAACGGUGAAUGGAAUAGGCGACGC